GUAAUCGAUUUCGUGUAACGCAAUACUUCAAUACAACCCAUGAGGGCGCGCCACGUAUCGCACAAUUUAAAACCUUGAAUCAGAUAACGAAGCAGUCACGUGGGUGUGAGUGAAACGAAGCUUCGGACGUCAUUGGUCACGUGAUUUUGCCAGAACGAAUCAAGCUUCGAUACAAAGCUUCAAUGAAAAUCGGUUCAUUUUUUGACAGACGCCUCGGAGCUUCGGUGUCACUGGUAACAUCACUAGUGUAAACAGAGUCUUGUCUCUGUGUAUUUUAGUGUUGAUGAUGAUGGAUGUGAUGUGCUGUAAAUCAGUAGGAACUGAUCUGUCCAUGCUGGAUAUUGAUGAUUUCAUCACAGAAAUCUCUCAGCUGAAGAAAGAGGUGGCGUUACUGGAGACAAAGCUGAGGUUAAGAGGAGAUGAAGGACUGAAGAGAGAGGACUCCGAGCUCAGUCUGACUUUACUCUGUUAUACUGAGUCAAAGCACACAGACGCUCAGGACACUACAGUGUGUGACAGUAAUCAGGACUUACAGGAUGAUGAAUCUACUGAUCAAACCUCCACAGAGUCUCUGGAUUCUGUCUGUAACGCUGGAGAACAGCAGCAGAUCCUGCACACCAAACUCAACAUGUGUUCAGUCAAACUCAUCGACUUCAGGAACAUCAUGAUGAAGAUCAAAACUGAACCUACAGAAAUAAAAACUGAACCGACAGCAGAUGAAUAUGAAGAAAAACAUAAUGAUGGUCAUGAUUUUUUUCUCUCAGAUGUGAAGAGUGAUUCAUGUUGUGAAGGAGAAAUAACGUCCUCAACAUCAAAAGAGCGAUGGACAGCACAAACUCAUUUUAGCAUCACCAGUGUAGAGACAUUGAGCUCACAGAGACAUUUAAAGAGACAUGAGAGAAAACACACAGAACAGAAACUCUGCACCAGAUCUAAGAUCAGCUUUACUACCUUACAAGAGAAGAAACUUCAUUCAGAAGAGCACAAAGAGAAGAAGUUGUUUCACUGUCAGCAGUGUGGGAAGAAUUUUGACUUACUAUCUCAUCUAAAACUUCACAUGAGGACACACAGUCAUGAAAAGUCUUUCAACUGUAGUGAGUGUGGCAAAUAUUUCCGCAGAAAACAAACUCUUGAUAUUCAUCAGAGAAUUCACACAGGAGAAAAAACAUACGAGUGUCCUCACUGUGAGAAGAGAUUCAGUUACAAACCUUAUCUGAAGAGACACAUGCUUUUACACACCAAUGAGAGACCGUAUCAGUGCAGUGAAUGUGGAAAAACCUUUAGGUAUUCAUGUUCAUUAAAAUUACACCAGAAUAUUCACUCUGAAGAGAAACGCUAUCAAUGUUCACACUGUGAUAAAAGUUUCGGUCAGAAAUCUCAGCUGAAAGCUCAUGAGAGAUCUUACACUGGAAAGAAGCCUUACGUCUGUAGUGUUUGUGCCAAGAGUUUUAGUCAACGUUCCAAUUUAGUGAAACAUCAGAGAACUCAUACAGGUGAAAAACCUUACAAAUGCUCUCAGUGUGGGAAGGGGUUUGCUCAUUCAGGUAACUUAAAAAUCCAUGAGAGAGUUCAUACGGGUGAGAAACCUUAUCACUGUAGUGUUUGUGGGAAGAGUUUUCAUCAACGUGACAAUUUGGUGUCCCACCAGAGAACUCAUACAGGUGAAAAACCUUACAAAUGCUCUCAGUGUGAGAAGACGUUUUCUCAGUCAGGUAACUUAAAAGCCCAUGAGAGAGUUCACACUGGAGAGAAACCUUACGUCUGCACUCACUGUGGGAAGAGCUUUGCUGGUCUAAGUACUUUUAAAGUUCACGAGAGACUUCACACUGGAGAGAAGCCUUACGUCUGCUCUCACUGUGGCAAGAGCUUCUCUGAUCCAUCUUGUUUCAGUGUUCAUCAGAGAGUUCACAUUGGAGAGAAACCUUACGUCUGCUCGAUCUGUGGAGAGAGAUUCACUAAUGCUGGACCUUUUAAGAGUCAUCAGAAGAAACAUGCUGAAGAACAAACUGAUCUAGCAGCGGGUGCUGCUGCUGUGCCCCAUCUUCUUAAAGCACUGACAGGCACCCCGCUCCUCGUGCAGCAAUCCCUCCGAUUCGCACACACCAGCGACAAGGCGAAGUACAACAAGCUCAAAGGUUCAGUUUUGAUCUUCAUCAUCAUGAAGUCGACGGGUUUGACUGAACACAUGUUGAGUUUGAAGAAAGAGCUCGCGUGUGAUGUGUUUGUGUAUCCUCAGUGUUUUUCUCUCUUGAGUGUUUUAAACAGAGUCUUGUCUCUGUGUAUUUUAGUGUUGAUGAUGGAUGUGAUGUGCUGUAAAUCAGGAACUGAUCAGGACUUACAGGAUGAUGAAUCUACUGAUCAAACCUCCACAGAGUCUCUGGAUUCUGUCUGUAACGCUGGAGAACAGCAGCAGAUCCUGCAGAACAAACUCAACAUGUGUUCAGUCAAACUCAUCGACUGCAAGAACCUCAUGAUGAAGAUAAAAGCUGAACCCAAAGAAAUAAAAACUGAACCUACAGAAAUAAAAACUGAACCAACAGAAAUAAAAACUGAACCAACAGAAAUAAAAACUGAAUCUACAGCAGAUGGAUAUGAAGAUAAACACCGUGAUGGUCAUGAUUUUAUUCUCUCAGAUGAGAAGAGUGAUUCAACUUGCGAUGGAGAAAUAACAUCCUUAACAUCACAAGAGGGAUGGACAGCACAAACUCAUUUCAGCAUCACCAGUGUAGAGAUAUUGAGCUCACAGAGACAUUUAAAGAGACAUGAGAGAAAACACACAGAAGAGAUACUCUGCACCAGAUCUGAGAUCAGCUUUACUACCUUACAAGAGAAGAAACUUCAUUCAGAAGAGCACAGAGAGAUGUUGUUACGCUGUCAGCAGUGUGGGAAGAAUUUUGACUUAUUAUCUCAUCUAAAACUUCACAUGAGGACACACAGUGAUGAAAAGCCUUUCUACUGCACUGAAUGUGACAAAUAUUUCAGCACCAAACAGAAUCUUGAUUCUCAUCAGAGAAUUCAUACAGGAGAAAAACCAUACGAGUGUCCUCACUGUGAGAAGAGAUUCAACCACAAACCUCAUCUGAAGAGACAUGUGUUUUUACACACCAAUGAGAGACCGUAUCAGUGCAGUGAAUGUGGAAAAACCUUUAGAGAUUCAUGGUCAUUAAAAUCACACCAGAAUAUUCACUCUGAGGAGAAACGCUAUCAAUGUUCACAUUGUGAUAAACGUUUCUGUAAGAAAGCUCAGCUGAUAGACCAUCAGAGAUUGUACACUGGAGAGAAACCUUACGUCUGUAGUGUUUGUGCCAAGAGUUUUAGUCAACAAUCUAAUUUAGUGAGACACCAGAGAAUUCAUACAGGUGAAAAACCUUACAAAUGCUCUCAGUGUGAGAAGAGGUUUACUCGAUCAGCUCACUUAAAAGACCAUCAGAGAGUUCACACUGAAGAGAAACCUCAUCACUGUAAUGUCUGUGAGAGUUUUAAUCAACAUAGCAAUUUAGUGUCACACCAGAGAAUUCAUACAGGUGAAAAGCCUUACAAAUGCACUCAGUGUGAGAAGACGUUUGCUCAGUCAGGUCACUUAAGAAUCCAUGAGAGAGUUCAUACUGGAGAGAAACCUUACGUCUGCUCUCAGUGUGGAAAGAGCUUCUUUAAUAAAACUUCUUUCAACUAUCAUCAGAGAACUCACACUGGAGAAAAACCUUACAAAUGCUCUCAGUGUGAGAAGAUGUUUACUCAGUCAAGUAACUUAAAAAUUCAUGAGAGAAUUCAUACUGGAGAGAAACCUUACCUCUGUUCGAUCUGUGGAGAGAGAUUCACUAAUGUAGGACCUUUUAAGACUCAUCAGAAGAAACAUGCUGAAGAACAAACUGAUCUGUGAAGUAGACUUUAUCUCAGUUUUCACCCCUGAUCAGUUUGCAGCCCUGUGAACAAAUACACAAUAUAUACAGUGAGGAAAAUUGGUAUUUGAACACCCUGCUAUUUUGCAAGUUCUCCCACUUAGAAAGCAUGGAGGGGUCUGAAAUUGUCCUUGUAGGUGCAUGUCCACUGUGAGGGAGACAUAAUUAGGGCUGUGCAAAAAAUCGC
Molecule: messenger RNA, 4086 nt
Organism: Misgurnus anguillicaudatus (oriental weatherfish)
Lineage: Eukaryota; Metazoa; Chordata; Actinopteri; Cypriniformes; Cobitidae
Source: RefSeq, a predicted model, not a curated record